Molecule: messenger RNA, 1230 nt
Organism: Cooperia oncophora
Lineage: Eukaryota; Metazoa; Nematoda; Chromadorea; Rhabditida; Trichostrongylidae
Source: the annotation of a GenBank genome assembly
AUGUAUCCCCAACCUAUCGCCUAUAAACCUGGUCAGGCUGUAUCUUCGGAAACUGCCUUUAUGACUCAAAUAAUGGCUAGCUCUAUACUGGACAACGACGGUAUAUCUCUUCUCAAAAAAAUUAACGAUAUUCUUUCAAUCAAAGCUCCUGAAGUCGUUGGGCUCUUGGACCAAUUCUUAGGUAAGUUGCCCUUGUUCAUUAAUAAUGUUGUCGAAAGCGAUAAAAAGGAAAGAUCCAUAGUCCUGUAUGGUGUACCUGAGGCUGAACGUGGCCUAUCUCCGUCUUUGCGUCAAGCUCAUAGGUCAUAUCCAGCACCUCGACAUAGAAACCCGGCCUGUCGAAGUCUACAGGAUGGAUUUCUUUUCGAAACUCUAUCUAAGGCGCACAGAUUACGGGCCAUGGAACCUUAUGAGGGCAUCUUUAUACGCAAAUCGAUGUCCACAGAUGAGCGUAAAAGGACCGCGACCUACGGAUCAAUGCGCAAAGGUGUCUUUGAUUACUGUUCGCUGAGCUCAGAUGUUUUAUGUCUAGAUCUCUAUUUGCCUUGCUCUCUUAAGCACAGAUUGAUCUUAGUUUAUCGCCCUCCCCGUUCAUCCACGUCACAAGAUGAAGAAUUGAUUCAAAUCAUACAAGAUCUCGUGUCAACGACAACUUUCAACUCGACUGUUCUUGGUGACCUGAACCUUAAUAUAAAUUGGGAAUCUCAUUUGUCGGCUCCUAUGCCCAGGAAGGAGGUGUUUUUCAGAAGAGAUUUCAAAAACGCGGAUAAUGACAAAAUUGUUCAUGCUCUUACUAGUAUCGACUGGUGGAGUGUCUUUAACUCUUAUGUUGACAUUGAUGAUGUUUAUUCCCGGUUUAUUGCCAUCCUUCACGAAAUCAUCGAUCGCCAUGUACCCCUCGAACAGUUUGAGAGACACUCCUCCAGUAGGUAUCCAAAACAUGUUCUGAACCUUUUUAACAACGUGAUAGGCUUCUUUCAUACACUUGUAGAGCCUUCUAAAAGCCCGUUGUUUAGAAAAGUAACAAAAGAACUGGAAUUUCAUAUAAAGCGCUUCCUAACUUACAAGGUUAAGAAAAUGGCAGCAUGUAAACAUAUGAAAAGGCUUUAUGAAUACAUAAAUAAGGUGAAAAAAUCGCCUAACUUGCACAAGGUCCUUGAGGACUCGGAAGGCAUCAAGUAUACCACAGAUAGUGCCAAGGCAGAGGCGUUAGCGGAUUACUUUGCAAGU